Molecule: messenger RNA, 333 nt
Organism: Fonsecaea erecta
Lineage: Eukaryota; Fungi; Ascomycota; Eurotiomycetes; Chaetothyriales; Herpotrichiellaceae
Exons: 1
Coding region: 1-333 (110 amino acids)
Source: RefSeq, a predicted model, not a curated record
AUGGCGCACACCCGUGCCCCGCAGGACCUGUCGCCACAAGACUCGACAUUCCUCUUCAUCAACACGCUGCAGGAACAGCUGGCCAAGUCCGACUUCGUGAACAACAUCAACAAUAACAACAAGCCCACGGAGCCACACUCCGCUCGCGGACCAUCGGCGCCGUCAACGCCGUCAAAACCGAAUAAAGAGGGCGGGCGGACCUCGGUGGUCGCGUCCUCAUCCUCAUCGUCGUCAUCAUCGACUGCUAUGAAACCGACUGUGCCCAAGUGGUCCGACAAGGACAGCCAGGGAGCGCGGAUCACGAGAUUGAAGCCGCCCAGGCAGGCCAAGUAG